Messenger RNA from Vitis riparia (riverbank grape), 578 nucleotides. RefSeq names its product mitochondrial import receptor subunit TOM9-2. The record is from RefSeq and is a predicted model, not a curated record. Gene Ontology annotation, biological process: intracellular protein transport. The transcript has a single exon. NCBI's taxonomy places the organism in Eukaryota, Viridiplantae, Streptophyta, Magnoliopsida, Vitales, Vitaceae. Gene Ontology annotation, cellular component: mitochondrial outer membrane. The coding region runs from base 41 to 343 and encodes 100 amino acids.
AGCCACUCAAAACCCUCCAACAAACCCUCAAACCUCUCUCAUGGCGUCUCAGGGCCGCAGAGGAGUCUCGGACAGGCGAAACCCUAAAAACGAAGGCAUUCUAUCUAGGGUUUCCAACUCCAUUUCUCAGUCCCCCAUCCUUUUCCAGGGCCGCCAAGCUGCGUCCGACGCCGCCGUCGUCGCCAAGAAGCUUUUCAAGAGCACCGGCAAGGCCGCCUGGAUCGCCGGCACCACUUUCCUCAUCCUCGUCGUCCCUCUCAUCAUCGAAAUGGAUCGCGAGCAGCAGAUGAACGAGCUCGAGAUGCAGCAAGCCAGCUUGCUCGGCACUCCGGCCCAAAAGUGAUAGUGUUUUGCCCUCUUUUUUCAGGUCAGAGAUGUCAGUGCUCUCUCUAGGGUUUUGAAUGGUUUUGUUGUGGAAUUUUUAGGGUUUUCGUUGGAUCACAAAGACGCGGUAGAUUUAAUAACUUUUGGUGUAUCUUUGUGGAUUGUUGAGCUGAAAUUACUCCUUUGAUCGUUAGAAUUUGGAAAUUGUGGUGGAAUUUGAUCUAUCUGUCAGUAGUAUGAUUGAUUUUACUCAA